Molecule: messenger RNA, 1771 nt
Organism: Pterocles gutturalis (yellow-throated sandgrouse)
Lineage: Eukaryota; Metazoa; Chordata; Aves; Pterocliformes; Pteroclidae
Gene: KIZ
Product: kizuna centrosomal protein
Exons: 12
Biological process (GO): spindle organization
Cellular component (GO): centrosome
Source: RefSeq, a predicted model, not a curated record
GGUUUCAUGACAGGAGUGCCGUUAAUUCCUACAUUAUGGAUGUGGAACUGAAGCACAAAGAGACAAAAGCCUGUGAAACCAAAAGGCUGGAAUUAGAAAGAAAACUGCUGGAAUACAGAAAGUCUGAUGAGUACCUAAUGAAACUAAAAUACAUGAAGCUGAAAAAGUACUUGAACGAAAUAGAUGAACGACAAAAAGAAGCUCUUCUGCGAAACCAGACCUUGUUAAAGCAAUUCGACCAAUUGGAAGCUCAUAUGAAAACUUCAAGUUCAGAGAUGAUUCAGAAGAUGGAAGCAUGCUACAGAAGAGAAAUUAAAAGUGUGUUAUCACUUCAAGAGGGUAACUUGUCAGCAGAAGGUGACAAGGAAGAAGCAUCCAAGGAGCAGAUGCUGAGGGCUGCAAGACAGGCAGGCGUCGGCACCGAGGCAGCUGUGCCAAAAGGACUGUAUCAUCCAGCAGCAGUCUUUAUGGGUCGCCACACAUCAGCCGUCUCAGCCGCUGCAGGUUUGGGCACGCAGCAGAAGUCCUCCCAGCCCACAGAGAGCCGCUCAGCGCCCAACCUGCCUUCGUGCUCUCUACCGCUUGAAGAACUUGGUCCAGAGAGCAGAAGCGCUGAUUUAGAGAGUGAUGCAUCAGUGGAGGGAGCAGAGAGACACAGGGACCUGUCUGCUAGUGAGGAAGACUCCGAGCAGCUCAUCUCCUCAGCAUCUGAUCCCACACCAGCCACCCCCGAGGAGGAACGACUGCGGGGAAGCAUCCCAGGACCAGAGCCUUUCCUGAGUAACUGGUGGACUUGUAAGGAGGCAAGCGGGGUGAGCAGUUUUGAGCUCCCGGUCCCCACAAGCACCGAGGAGGCAAUGCUGAGUGCUCUUGGUGUGCCAGCAGACGGCUGGGAGCGGGGCAGGGAUGACCAUGCUGCAGAGGACUCCACGCUGCUAUCACCAAACCCUCCUGCGGUGCUGGAGGAGCCCGUGGUCAGCUCAGCACCAGACGGGCACUGCGGGAUGCUGGCAGGACUCUCCUGUGCGCUGCAGCUGAUAGAAGAAACGGUGGUGAGGAUGAGCCCCCAGCACCGGGCGCUGUACCAGGGCCAGCAUGUGGGGACGAUGGGGACAGCGGAGCUGCUCAGCUUUUGUAAUCAGUCCGGCAGUCUGAAAGAAGAAGACCUUGAAGCAUGCGAAGCAGUUGUCCUUCAUCAGCUUCAGGCUUUAUUACCGAGCGUGCUGAAUGGAUCCCUCCUACCUGAGAAAACACUCGAUGCUAAAGGUGGAGUGGUGGAUGGAAAGCAAACCAGGCCAGAGCAGCAGUGGGACACGUAUCUGCUGCGGACUUGCUUGAGCAACCAUGCCCUGUUCCUGAGAGAGCACCAGGUUCAGCUCACGGAAGAAGUGGCGGAGAUGUUUGAAAGCCUGCUGGUUUCCAGCAAGGAGGCGCAGGAUGGCCAGGCUCUACCGGUGUUGAGAGAAGUCCUUCCCGAAGAGUGUGGGGAUAGGUCAUCUAUUCAGAGUAACGAAUCCUCUUCUAGCUUGCCAUCGAUCCCAAACGGCAGCGGGGAAAUCAAGCAGGCAAAACACGCUCCCCAGCUCGCUGGCGCGGGAGAACAAGAAGUCACAAGCUGGUGUGAAGAUGAGAGCAAGGAAGAAAGCGUGGUCAAAAAGAUUCCUAUUACAGGCUGGGAUGCUGGUGAUAAUAGCUCCAAAGCAGAAGCAAGCCAAGGAACGCAUUCGGAAACUAGUUCAUCAUGGAAUGAAAGGAGUCCUCCCUUCUCAAG